AGAAAUUCGCAGCUCAAAAGCUUGGCUUUUGUCCUGAAGCGGUUUGUAGCAGCUACUCUAGAACUCAGCAACCUAGAAUCUGAUUGAAAAUGGGGAAACAAGAGGAGAUCCUCAGAAAAAUGGCAAUUCUGUUGAGAAUUCGAAGCAUUCUAGUAAAGCAAUGCCUGGCCGAAUGCUUGGGAACAUUAAUUCAUACCAUGCUUAGCUGUGGAGCAAUAGCACAGUUCACACUUAACUGUGGCACACACAGUCAAUUUCUGUCUGUCACCUUUGCCAUAGGAUUUGCAGUAGCUCUGGGCAUAUUGGUAACCAGCAAAGUGUCAGGAGCUCACCUGAAUCCAGCAGUGACCUUUGCUUUAUGCUUACUUGCUUGUGAGCCUUGGUUAAAAUUCCCUUUCUUCUUUUUGGCACAAACAGUGGGUGCCUUUCUUGGAUCAGGAAUAAUGUUUGGUUUGUAUUAUGAUAAAUUGUGGCUUCAUGGAAAUAAACAGCUAACGGUAAUUGGACCAAACUCAACUGCUGGGAUAUUUACAAGUUUUCCACUUGAACAUGUGAGUGCACUCAAUGGCAUUUUUGAUCAGGCAAUUGGGACUGCAGCUCUCAUAUUGUGUAUCCUUAUCAUUGUGGAUCCUUUACACACCCCAGUGCAGACGGGACUGGAAGCUUUCACCAUCGGUGUAGUGGUUCUUAUUAUUGGCUGGUCAAUGGGAUCAAAUUCCCAGUACUCAUUAAAUCCUGCCAGGGAUAUUGGACCUCGCUUGUUUACGGCUAUUGCUGGUUGGGGAUCUGAAGUUUUCACUGCUGGAAGCUAUUGGUUUUGGAUUCCACUUGUCAGCCCAAUCAUUGGUGCUAUUUUGGGUGUUCUGAUGUACCAAUUCACUGUGGGAUUACGUGUUGAUACAAGAGAUGACUCCUCAUCCAAUGCAGAGCAAAAUGUAAAAUUAAUGGGCCAGGAAACAAAGGGAAGGUGCUAAUGUAUGGACACUGAAGAAUUUGUUUUAGUAAUUUUCAGUAUAUUUUGCAAUAGUUUAUUUGCCACAUUACAUUGAUCUCUUUCAGCUUUGCAUUUCUUGUGUGUCAUGUAUAUUUUCAAUUAUUUUAUUAGUUAUGAAAUAAAAUGUCGAACUUUCUAUUACUUGAUGAAAAAUAGAAACAUAUGCCAGGAAACAGAAAUUUUAAAAUGUCAACAUUUCUUGAUGUAUUGACAACUAUUAUGUACAUUUCAUUUGGCAUGGAUUAAACUAAUGCAGAUCUCAGUGUUGGUGGCAGAUAAAGUCUGUAUUUCACUAAUUUAAUUCGAUAGGCAAUUACAAUGAAGGUAGUGCACCAAAUGCCUAUCCCUAUUCACAUUUCAUUAUAUGGAAUUGCCAGAGAUAUUUUUAUUGAAAUUUAAAAAAAAAAAUUG
Leucoraja erinaceus (little skate) is the source of this 1405-nucleotide messenger RNA. Its product is annotated as aquaporin-3-like. The record is from RefSeq and is a predicted model, not a curated record. Gene Ontology annotation, biological process: water transport; glycerol transmembrane transport. Gene Ontology annotation, cellular component: basolateral plasma membrane; plasma membrane. NCBI's taxonomy places the organism in Eukaryota, Metazoa, Chordata, Chondrichthyes, Rajiformes, Rajidae. Gene Ontology annotation, molecular function: urea transmembrane transporter activity; glycerol channel activity; water channel activity. The transcript is spliced from 6 exons. Bases 90 to 974 code for a protein of 294 amino acids.